AUGACCACCAGCUCGGAGCGUCCGGAGAUCCGCACGCGCUUCGACUCGCACGACGAGAGUCACCGACUGCAUCUUGUUCCUCCUUCGUCCGCUGAUCGCUCGCCACUCAAGUCGUGGCGCAAUCUGCCAAGUCCAUUGGGCCACCACCACUUACUCGAAAGUCAAUUAGAAUACGAAGAGAUUGAAGAGCAAGCGAAGAAGCAAGGACGGACAAAGACCCGCACUAUCAACCACAUUACUCUUGGCUUCAUCGCGUACUUUGCUGUGGCCGCUGGACCUUUCGGGGUCGAGGAUGCUGUGAGAGCAGCUGGAGCGUACCCGGUGCUACUGGCUGUAGUGCUACUACCAUUCACGUGGGGGUUACCGCAAGCUUUAAUGACUGCAGAGCUCAGCUCCAUGAUUGACGAGAACGGUGGCUACAUUCUGUGGGUACGCCGUGGACUGGGCCAGUACGCUGGCUGGGUUAAUGCCUUCAAUAGCAUCGCCAGCAACGUCUGCGACUUGCCGACGUAUCCUGUGCUAUUCUGCAGCUACGUGGAGGCGUUUCUGGCGUCUGGUUACGGCUACACGCUGACGGGCACGGAGCAGUGGCUGGUCAAGUGUUGUGCGCUGUUGUUAGUGUUCACCUCAAACGCCGUUGGCAUGCGUGCUGUGGCGCUGGCAUCAGUGCUAAUGUCACUGUUUGUACUGGCACCGUUUGUACUGGAGCCGCUGUCGGUGGAGACGUUUAACCUCGCGACGUGGGGCAGCGUAGCGCCACAGAUCGACUGGUCGCUGUUUCUCUCCACGAUCCUGUGGAACUACCAAGGCUGGGACUCGUUGGGGUGUGUCGCAGGUGAAGUGAAAGACGGCGGCAGGACGUACCCGAUUGCCAUAGUGAUCGCAAUGAUCCUAAUCACGAUCAACUAUGCGUUCCCAGAGACUAUUGCGAUGACGCUUGCUCCGUGGCUGGGCGUAUGGGUUGGCAUGGCUGCUGUGGUCGCUACACUAGGAGAGUUCAACGUCGUGAUGGCGUGCAGCUCACGCGCGUUGUGGGCCACAGCAGACUACAAGAUGCUGCCCUCCUGUCUCGCUAUUGAGUGGAAGCGCUUUGGAACGCCCAUUGCAGCCGUGAUCUUCCAGACUGUGACGACAGGUGUGCUCAUGAACUUCUCGUUCGAGUUCUUGGUAGUGCUUGACACGUUCUUUAACAAUCUCACGUUGUUGCUCGAGUUCUUCGCGUUCCUGCGUCUCAAGUACAUCGAAAAAGACACGGAGCGUCCAUUUGUGGUGCCGUUCGGCAACGUCGGCGCUUGGACAAUCACGUUGCCCAAGAUCGUGGUGCUCUCGGCUGUGCUACUCGCUCAGAAACGCCAUGUAUGGGUGACCUGUGGGCUGUUUAAUGUGGCCGUGUCCAGUGCGUAUCUGGUUUGGCGCCGCUUCCAGCCAGCUCCCCAGGGCACGACCGAAUCCUCCACCACCUCGUACGGCACCGGUCACUUGUCUUAG
This is a messenger RNA of Phytophthora infestans T30-4, 1488 nucleotides long. Its product is annotated as Amino Acid-Polyamine-Organocation (APC) Family. NCBI's taxonomy places the organism in Eukaryota, Oomycota, Peronosporomycetes, Peronosporales, Peronosporaceae. Gene Ontology annotation, cellular component: membrane. The record is from RefSeq and is a predicted model, not a curated record. The transcript has 4 exons. Gene Ontology annotation, molecular function: transmembrane transporter activity. Gene Ontology annotation, biological process: transmembrane transport. The coding region runs from base 1 to 1488 and encodes 495 amino acids.